AAAUAGAAAUAUUUCUACAGUAUUUAGGCCUACAGCCUACAGAAGAAGAUCAAAUGAGACGGACAGAAAUACUGUUCGGAUUUUCAGUAACGACGCAUAUAAUUGGCCCGUCUUGAGUUCGUGUAUCCAAUCAAACUCCAGUUUGCUGUUACCAAGAAGCAGAAGACGCGGGAGAGAAAUCUCUUGAACUGAAAGGCUACUUGAGAAAGACGGAUUAAUGGACAGCAAAUAUUCAUUUUUACGGGGGAAUAUGCUUGUCGAACAUCAACAUAAGUUUCAUUUUUCACCUAGCAUGCAACUGUCGGUCUCAGCAUAGCAGAGCUUACGUUAGCAGCGAGAGCUAGCUACCGUCGAAGUUCCAGUUUGCUAAUGUAUCGUAGCCAGCUAGCUAGCGUUAGCUAACCUAGCUAGCUAGAUGAACUUAUUUAAGCCAGUAUCGCUUAGCAAUGUUACGAAUGUCGGUCGUAAACUUAUAUUUGACCCACUUUACCGAUUAACUGUAAACUAGCGUUACUUUGAAACGUUGCUUAUCAAAAUGGCAAGCACCGUGGGGGGAGUCGGCACCGGUGUUUUCGUUAUAGCCAUCGUUUGGAUUGUAGCUCUUGUGUUUGGGAUGAUGCUGCUGAGAGCAUCUGGAUCCGCAAAGUUAGGCGUUAUCCCCACCGUGUUUCUGGCUCUCGCCAUCACUUUAGCGCUGGUGUUUUUCCCACGCAGCCCAGAAACAACUCCCCCUUUCAAAGAGAUAGAGAUAGUGGACACUUUGUUCAUCGGCCGCUAUGUACUGCUGGCGGUGGCGGGUGCAGUCUUUCUAGUGAUGCUCUUCAUGCUGCUCCCCUUUCAUUUCCUGGAGCCAGUGCAUGCCAAGGCCUUAAGAACACACUAGAGCUGCCAUGGGGAUCACACCGCUGAUGGACACAAC
Molecule: messenger RNA, 919 nt
Organism: Etheostoma spectabile (orangethroat darter)
Lineage: Eukaryota; Metazoa; Chordata; Actinopteri; Perciformes; Percidae
Gene: tmem218
Product: transmembrane protein 218
Exons: 4
Coding region: 536-883 (115 amino acids)
Source: RefSeq, a predicted model, not a curated record